Messenger RNA from Mustela erminea (ermine), 1939 nucleotides. It is a transcript of the gene B3GALNT2, whose product is annotated as beta-1,3-N-acetylgalactosaminyltransferase 2. The coding region runs from base 248 to 1762 and encodes 504 amino acids. Gene Ontology annotation, molecular function: hexosyltransferase activity. Lineage: Eukaryota; Metazoa; Chordata; Mammalia; Carnivora; Mustelidae. Gene Ontology annotation, cellular component: membrane. The transcript is spliced from 12 exons. The record is from RefSeq and is a predicted model, not a curated record.
GGGGGGGGCGGGGCCUGGCCGGCUGAGGCACCGCCGCCCGGGGUUGGAGGAACCUGAGGCGCGGGGCACGGGACCGCGAGGAGUCCGGACGGCGGCGGGCGCGAGGGCAGGCGUAGCCGGAGUGGUCGCGCCUGCGUCGACCGCCGCCCCGCGGCCUUCGUCUUCGCACGUCCCCUCCCUCUCCGCCGGGACGCGGGAGAGCCCGGCGCGCGACGGGGGCGCGAGGCGGAGCGGGCGGGGGCGGCCAAUGCGAAACUGGCUGGUGCUGCUGUGCCCGUGUGUGCUCGGGGCCGCGCUGCACCUCUGGCUGCGGCUGCGCUCCCCGCCGCCCGCCCGCGCCUCCGGGGCCGGCCCGGCAGAUCAAUUGGCCUCAUUUCCUCAGUGGAAGUCUAGUCACUAUGAUGUGGUAGUUGGUGUGUUGUCUGCUCGCAAUAACCACGAACUUCGAAAUGUGAUAAGAAGCACCUGGCUGAAGCAUUUAAUACAACAUCCAUCAUUAAGUCAACGUGUGCUUGUGAAGUUCAUAAUAGGAGCUCAUGGCUGCGAUGUGCCCGUGGAAGACAGGGAAGAUCCUUAUUCCUGCAGACUGCUCAACAUCACGAAUCCGGUUUUGAACCAGGAAAUUGAGGCUUUCAGUCUUUCUGAAGACACUUCAUCAGGAAUUUCUGAGGACCGAGUUGUCAGCGUGAGCUUCCGAGUUCUCUACCCCAUCGUUAUUACCAGUCUUGGGGUGUUUUAUGAUGCCAGUGAUGUGGGUUUCCAGAGGAACAUCACGGUCAAGCUUUAUCAGGCAGAACAAGAGGAGGCUCUCUUCGUGGCCCGUUUCAGCCCCCCGAGCUGUGGCGUGCAGGUGAACAGGUUGUGGUACAAGCCUGUGGAGCAGUUCAUCCUACCCGAGAGCUUUGAAGGUACCAUCGUGUGGGAGAGCCAAGACCUCCAAGGCCUCGUGUCAAGAAAUCUCCACAAAGUGACUGUGAAUGAUGGCGGCGGCGUUCUCCGAGUCAUUACGGCCGGGGAGGGCGCCUUGCCCCACGAGUUCAUGGAAGGCGUGGAGGGAGUGGCCGGAGGUUUUAUUUACACCAUUCAGGAAGGUGACGCACUCUUACAAAACCUCCAUUCUCGCCCUCGAAGACUUCUUGACCACAUAAGUAACCUCCACAGGGAAGACGCCCUACUGAGGGAGGAAAGCAGCGUCUAUGACGACAUUGUUUUUGUGGAUGUCGUGGACACUUACCGAAAUGUCCCUGCGAAAUUGCUGAACUUCUACAGAUGGACCGUGGAAACAACCAGCUUUGACUUACUGCUGAAGACAGACGAUGACUGUUACAUAGACUUGGAGGCUGUAUUUAAUAGGAUUACCCACAAGAAUCUGGACGGGCCUAAUUUUUGGUGGGGAAAUUUCAGACUGAACUGGGCUGUGGACCGAACCGGCAAGUGGCAGGAGCUGGAGUACCCCAGUCCCGCCUACCCAGCCUUUGCCUGCGGCUCGGGGUACGUCAUCUCCAGGGACAUCGUGCACUGGCUCGCCGGCAACGCGGGCAGACUGAAGACCUAUCAGGGUGAAGACGUGAGCAUGGGCAUCUGGAUGGCAGCCAUAGGACCUGCGCGCUACCAGGAUGGCCUGUGGCUGUGUGAGAAGACGUGUGAGACAGGAAUGCUGUCCUCCCCGCAGUACUCGCCCGAGGAGCUGGCGCAGCUGUGGCAGCUGAAGGAACUGUGUGGGGAUCCUUGUCAGUGCGAAGCAGCAGCGGGAGGGUUUUAACUUGCUGUGCCGGAGGAGGACGGUACGCCUGGGAGCAGCUGGGGUCAGUCGGAGGGGAGCCUGCAGUUAGGUAACAGGCGCUGUGGUCUUUCCAGAUAGUUCUAGGUUGGUACUUUUUACCUGAAACCAAUGUGAUAUUUCUAAAUGUUUGCACAAAAUUUCCUUUUUAAAAAUCAA